AUGCGGAUGCCGAAUCGUCACCACAUGGACACAAGCGGACAUCGCAAUGCUUGGGACCUGCCUCACAACUGGGGAUGGGAGCGCUUCCGCCCGAUCUCAGCACUGCUGCGGCCCAACACUAUCGUCGCGCUGUGGAAUGAGCCCCACCAUCGCUUCAUGCGGAUGAACGGUCACCACAACAGAAUGGAUGCGGCUCACAGGAAGCACCUCCACCACCUCCCUGCCAACUGGAAUUGGGAGCUCUUCCGGGUGGUGGAUGCGGGCUUUGGUCAAAUUGCUCUGCACAGCGCGGCCAGCAACCGCUUCGUCAAAAUGAGCCAUGACAUGCAUCGAUCGCCUCACCGCAACUGGAAUCAACUGCCUGGCGGCUGGGGUGCUGAGCGCUUCACGGUCAUCGACGCAGGUCACGGCCGAAUUGCGCUGCACAACCCCUGGCACAACCGCUUCGUGUCCAUGUGCCAUCAUGGCGACGGGUGCAUCAGUCCCGGAAAGGCUCCGGACCACUUGCCGGGUGGCUGGACCUGGUCAGACCGUGCGCCACAGGAGGCGGCGGGAACUGCAAGACCUGCCAAAAUCCAUGGCGGCGCACAGAAGAAUGCUCUGAAUCACCAGUGUAGCGCUAUGAAACCGCUAGGUGCCAUCUAUGAUGAGAAGGGCAUAAACAAGCCUAUGGCUGCACUGGAGGGCGGAACCGCAUUUGCGGGUCCUGUGUCGCCCAGCAUCAUCGCCGGCAUCACGAACACUGCGGAAGCUGCAACGCUGGCCACGUUCUGCGGGGCCACCGCUGCCAGGUGGGGACACGACAUGGAGUGGACUCCCCACAAGAACUGGGAUCACCUGCCGACGGGAUGGACGUCCACCUUCUUCAGAGUCCACUUUGCAGGUGACGCAAAGAUUGGCUUGCACAACCCGCGGGAGAACAAGUGGAUCCGCCUGAGAAACAACAGGGACAUGGAUGGUGCACCAUGGAGGAGGAGCUGGGAAACCUUCACCGCAGUGGAUGCAGGUGGAGGGAAGGUGGCUCUGCACUGCGCCGCCCACAACGAGUACAUGCGGAUGCCCAACAAAAAAGACAUGGCUGCUUGGAUGCCUUUGUGGCGCUUUUCUGCAACUCUCAGCCGCUGA
This is a messenger RNA of Symbiodinium pilosum, 1125 nucleotides long. The record is from the annotation of a GenBank genome assembly. Lineage: Eukaryota; Dinophyceae; Suessiales; Symbiodiniaceae.